This is a messenger RNA of Stegodyphus dumicola, 859 nucleotides long. RefSeq names its product RNA polymerase II subunit D (gene Polr2D). Gene Ontology annotation, molecular function: nucleotide binding. Gene Ontology annotation, biological process: DNA-templated transcription initiation. Gene Ontology annotation, cellular component: RNA polymerase complex. Lineage: Eukaryota; Metazoa; Arthropoda; Arachnida; Araneae; Eresidae. The record is from RefSeq and is a predicted model, not a curated record.
UGACCAAUACCAUCGUGCAGUAAAUUUGUACUGCUUUUCCAUUUGGGGGUUAGGUAUUAAAGAAGUAUUUAUAUAAACAUAUAUAUUUUAUCGAAAUAAAAAGUACUGAUGGCUGCUAGUGCACCCAGUUAUGUUCUAGAUCAAGUGGAAGAAGAUGCCGGUGAACUCCAGUUUCCGAAAGAGUUUGAAAAUGCUGAAACACUUUUAGUGUCAGAAGUUUUGAUGUUAUUAGAGCAUCGAAAACAACAGAAUGAAAACGCUGAAGAAGAGCAAGAACUUCCUGAAGUGUUCAUGAAAACUCUAAAUUAUUGCCAAAGAUUUAGCCGUUUCCGUAAUCGUGAAACUAUAUCUGCUGUUCGUAGUUUGUUGACACAAAAGAAAGUACACAAAUUUGAACUAGCUCAGCUUGCAAAUUUAUGCCCUGAGACUCCCGAGGAAGCCAAAACUUUAAUUCCCAGCCUUGAAGGUAGGUUCGAAGACGAAGAACUGCGUCAGAUCUUGGAUGAUAUCCAAACGCAAAGAAGCUUUCAGUAUUGAUCUUCCUACAUGUGAAAGAGAAUUGUUUUCAUGGAGAAAUUCAUUUAAUUGUUCUGUAUUUCACUAUGUGCUGGCCCAUUUCAUGUGAUAUUAUAUACAUUCACUUUGUUUAUGGAUUUCAAAUAUUUUUUUAAGCUCUAUAUUUGUUUUUAUGCAAAUUUAGAUGAAAAUCGCAUUUAUUUGAGUGUUAAUUAUUUCUGUAUCUUCUUCAGUACAUCUUGAUUUCAGGUAUCAUAAUUGUUUAGUAUCUCUUAUUCCAUAUACAUAUGUGUAUAUGAUAUGUAUGUGUUUGCUAUAAAUAAAAUUGUUUUAAGCAAUGGUU